This is a messenger RNA of Tetrahymena thermophila SB210, 1884 nucleotides long. RefSeq lists its product as hypothetical. NCBI's taxonomy places the organism in Eukaryota, Ciliophora, Oligohymenophorea, Hymenostomatida, Tetrahymenidae. The transcript has 2 exons. The record is from RefSeq and is a predicted model, not a curated record.
AUGAGAUUUUUAAAUAAAUAUUUUAGAAUUUUAACAAUAAUAAGAAUUAUUUUGUUAAUUUCACUUAACUAUGUCUCUUGCUGUGAGGAAUAGUUAAUAGAAUUACUUUCAAAUCAAGGUUUUAAUCCUGAAUGUGAUAAUUUAAGUAACAUUGUUGUGGAUGGAAGAAAUUCAUAGAAGAGUGAUGCAUAUUUAGAGCUAAGUAAAAGUGUAAUUUCUAAUGCAAAUAGAAUCAUUUUUAGAAAUUUCAAUCUACUGAAUUUUAAGAAAAUAACUUUAAAUAAAAUUGAAAGAUCAUCUAUUGAUGAUUUAGCGUUUAUUGAAAUUUAGCAAAGUAACGCUAUCAUAUUUGAUGAUGUUUAAAUUUUUUAUGAGUAGGAAAGUAACAUUUUUUCUUUUCUCAUUCAAAACAACUAAAAUGUCUAAAUAAAUAGCCUUGCUAUUAAUUUUUUAAAUGGAUAUGCACCAUUUUUGUAACAACAAAAUCCGACUGUCUUAAGAAAGCAAUUAAUUUCUCAGUUGAUAGAUAAUAAAGAAGUCAUAAUAUUAGAUUACUCUUUUAACUAUAAUUAAAGUGAUGACUAAUCGAAAGAAUUUAAUGAUAUCCUAGGAUUGUAUUUAUCUAAUAGCACAACAGUUAUAAAAAAGCUAAACGUUGUAAUUAACUAUAACAAAUACUAAGUCAUGCUUAAUAAUAACUUUUUAAUCAAUAUUUUACUUGCAGAAAACUAUGAUAAUAAGGUUUAAAUGAAUGAAGUAAACAUAAAUUUGUUAUCUAUCAAAAAUGAAUUUGGUUUUAUAUAAGCAAGUGGUUUUAUAUAGUUUAUAUGCAAAUACAAUAAUGAUGUAAUGUGUGGGGAGAUACACAUAGGAACCUUAAAUAUUAAAAAUAAAAAUUUAAUAUUAAACAUGCUAAUAUUUGAUAACUAAUAUAAUGUUACUGUCGAAGAACUAAAUCAUGUUGAUUCUUUAUAUGAGGAAGUUUUAUUAGUAAAUUAAAUAGGUUUCAUAAGAAGUGUUUUGUUGAUCAACACUCAAGUCAAAAAUUUAGUAUUAAAUAAAGUAAAUAUUUUGCAAACUGCAAGCUUUUAGUACUAUUACAUUCUAAACCUUUAAAACUUAAACAAUGAUAUUAACUUUUAGCUAAAUGAAUUUAAUAUGUUAUCAUCAAAUUGGACAAACACUAUGCUCUACAUCUAUUAAGACUAGUAGUCAGAAAAGUCAUAAUAUAUAAUGAUAAAUAUGAAAAAUAGUAAUUAUAUUGGGCUUUUCCCAUUGCUUUUUAUGUUUGCUUAGUAUGUUACUCUUAAUGUAGACAUUGAAACUCACUAAAUUUUAUAAACAUCUAAUGGUCUAAUUUAGAUUAAUUACCCAUAUUAACUAAAUUUAUUAAGUAGUAAAGUAAAAAUAAAUAGCAUCACAACUAAUAUUGAUCUUGGAAGAGGAGCGAUUAUUUAAAUUUUUCAUGGCUAAUACGAUAAAGGUAGCAUUAUUAUUAAAGAUUUUUAGUUUGAAUCCUUUAGUAAUUCAAUCAUUAAUUCAAGAUAAGGAGGAGUCUUUUAUAUUCAUAAAGGAUAAAUAUAUUUUCAAAAUGUUACUGCAUCUGGCUUUAAUAUAAGCGGUAAUGGUGCCUUUGCUUAUAUAAGAGCAUAUAAUAUCUCAAUAGAAAAUUGCUCAUUAGAUCAUUUUUCAUCUGGUAUUUCUGGAGGCAUAUUUAUUUGGAGGUGGAUUGUACCUCUAUUCAACAUAAGAAAACACGAAUUCAUUUUAUAUCUCAAAAUUAAGAAUAGAGAACUCGACAGCUAAAAUUGGUGGUGCUAUUAGCUUAAAUGGCAAACCAGAUAACCCUAAUAUUACCUGCAUAAAUACAAAAGCGUAAUAUGA